Aspergillus luchuensis is the source of this 312-nucleotide messenger RNA. RefSeq lists its product as uncharacterized. NCBI's taxonomy places the organism in Eukaryota, Fungi, Ascomycota, Eurotiomycetes, Eurotiales, Aspergillaceae. The record is from RefSeq and is a predicted model, not a curated record. Bases 1 to 312 code for a protein of 103 amino acids. The transcript has a single exon.
AUGGGCGGAGUGGGCGCGCGCUCCCGGGCAAAAACGAGAGAGCCUCCAAGCCUCGCGGAUUCCGCCUUUCGCGAAGGUAUCCGGUGGACCCUAGAAUGUUUUGAGUCAACAUUCGGACAGCAUAUCUUACGAUGUCUGUUAGUGAGACAAGUCCAAUAUGAUUCAACCCAGUCUGGGACUGCUGAUUGCUCAGGUACGAGCAGUUGUUCGGGGUCCCAAAAAGAAAAUGGGGUUGCCAAGCCACUCUGGUUGAUCGACCCUAACCUGAAUGGCCCCGGCGUUGAUCAGGCAUUGCACCUGCUUGAUGACUGA